Messenger RNA from Diprion similis, 1901 nucleotides. RefSeq names its product NADH-ubiquinone oxidoreductase 49 kDa subunit-like. Bases 152 to 1555 code for a protein of 467 amino acids. Gene Ontology annotation, molecular function: quinone binding; NAD binding; NADH dehydrogenase (ubiquinone) activity. Gene Ontology annotation, biological process: mitochondrial electron transport, NADH to ubiquinone. Lineage: Eukaryota; Metazoa; Arthropoda; Insecta; Hymenoptera; Diprionidae. The record is from RefSeq and is a predicted model, not a curated record. The transcript is spliced from 4 exons.
UCGAUCGAAGUGCUUGAAAGAAAAUCGAAAUCUUGCUGCUACAGGAGUCUGAAGCGAAAGUUAAAGUCAAAAUCUUUGGUGAAUAUCAAUUUUAGUGUACCUGGUACACACCCUCGAGGCACUCGUUAUUAACGAGAGAGAAAAAAGAAGUAUGACUGCGACGGUUUUAGGAACCUUUGUACGAAAAUCAGCAGGAUUUCCCCUUGGCGGUAAGGGAUUGCUAAAAAAUGGGGCAUGCCUCAAUUACUUUAGCCGAAGGCAAGGUCAUCAAAGCCAAAUAGAUCAGGAAUACCUAAAGGCGUACCAUGGUCCGGUAUUGUAUCCGGAUGAAUACACGUCGCAGUAUCCGACGACUUAUAAAACUGAACUCGAGCCACCUCGUGAACAUAAGGUUCAGAAUUCGUUUUUGAAUUUCGGGCCGCAGCAUCCGGCAGCUCACGGUGUGCUACGUCUGGUGCUCGAGCUUGACGCCGAAACUGUUAUAAGGUCAGAUCCUCACAUCGGACUGCUGCACCGUGGAACUGAGAAAUUGAUCGAAUAUAAAACCUACACCCAGGCUUUGCCUUAUUUCGAUCGUUUGGAUUACGUCUCGAUGAUGUGCAACGAACAGUGCUACUCAUUGGCAGUUGAGAAAUUGCUCAACAUCGACGUUCCAAUUCGUGCUAAGUACAUUCGUGUGCUCUUUGCCGAGAUUACGCGACUAUUGAAUCACAUGAUGGGUGUCGGUACUCAUAUUUUGGAUGUUGGAGCCCUGACUCCAUUGUUCUGGCUAUUUGAAGAGCGUGAGAAACUAAUGGAAUUUUAUGAGCGAGUGAGUGGUGCACGAAUGCACGCAGCCUACGUUCGACCAGGUGGAGUUUCAUUGGACAUGCCAUUGGGUCUGAUGGAUGACAUCUAUGAGUUCGCUAAUAAGUUUGCGGAACGUUUAGACGAAGUCGAGGAUCUCAUUACAGAGAAUAGGAUUUGGAUAGCACGUACUAAAGACGUUGGUGUAGUAUCCUAUGAAGAUGCACUGAAUUGUGGAUUCAGUGGUGUCAUGUUACGCGGUUCGGGCAUAAAAUGGGACCUACGGAAAUCCCAGCCAUACGAUGCUUACGAUUUGGUCGACUUUGAUGUCCCGAUUGGAAUCAACGGAGAUUGUUUUGACAGAUAUCUCUGCCGUGUCGAAGAAAUGCGUCAGUCUCUGAGAAUCAUUCACCAGUGUCUGAAUCAGAUGCCACCGGGUGAAAUCCGUACGGAUGAUGCAAAAAUCGCUCCACCACCCCGCUCGGAAAUGAAGUCCAGCAUGGAAUCACUCAUCCAUCAUUUCAAGCUCUUUAGUCAGGGCUACCAGGUACCGCCCGGUGCUACUUAUACGGCAAUUGAAGCACCAAAAGGAGAAUUUGGUGUAUAUCUUGUCAGCGAUGGCAGCAGCAAACCGUAUCGCUGUAAGAUCAAAGCCCCCGGUUUUGCUCACUUGGCUGCUCUAGAUAUGAUCGGGAAAAAACAUAUGUUGGCGGAUAUUGUAGCCAUCAUCGGUACACUCGAUGUAGUAUUUGGCGAGGUUGAUCGAUAAGUCCACUGGUGGGGAAGUUGUGAGAUUAUAAAGGUAAAACUUAGGGUUGUGCAUAUACUUUAUAGGAUUCAGGACACUAAGAUCAACGACUGAUUACGAAUAACUUCAGAUUAAAUAUGAUUCAAUGCCAGUAUUAAGUGUUUAAAAUUCAAGUUUCAUUCCAGCUACGUAAUAUCAUGCAUGACCAACCUGGUGCCUGGAAGUAUUAGUAGAAAUUGUAAAAAUGUAAAAUCAUCAACAACAGAAGGGGUUACUUAUAAGAAUAUAGCAAAAUAUAAUAGCAAAAGUGAAGAAUAUGAGUAUACAGUAUAAAUAAUACAAAUAAAUAAAAAGCUAUUCAAAAGUU